Messenger RNA from Solea senegalensis (Senegalese sole), 3781 nucleotides. RefSeq names its product delta/notch-like EGF repeat containing (gene dner). The record is from RefSeq and is a predicted model, not a curated record. Bases 248 to 2584 code for a protein of 778 amino acids. Gene Ontology annotation, cellular component: plasma membrane; protein-containing complex. Gene Ontology annotation, molecular function: calcium ion binding. The transcript has 13 exons. Lineage: Eukaryota; Metazoa; Chordata; Actinopteri; Pleuronectiformes; Soleidae. Gene Ontology annotation, biological process: heterophilic cell-cell adhesion; establishment or maintenance of epithelial cell apical/basal polarity.
UCUCUCAGCCUCCUCACCAUCAUCAGCAGCCAGUCAGUCGCUCUCUCCCUGCGCACAGCUGAGCCUCAGCAUCCUAACUGCCUCCCCUCUCUCUCUCUCACACACACACACACACAGUCCUUCACACACCUCUCAGGUGCUGCUGAGCCCAGUCAGAGGAAAAGAAAAGGAAUAAACACACCACCAUCACAACAACAACAACAACAACAACAAAGAGGAAAGAAGAAAGCAGCCUGAGAGGAACAGGAUGAGGAUGAGUGUGUGCAGUGUGCCGGCAGUUCUCUGCUGCCGUCCCACUCAGACUCCACUGCCUUUCACAUCCUCUCUGAUGCUUCUCCUCCUGGUUCUGAGCAGCAGCAGCAGCAGCAGCGGCAGCAGCAUCGGAGUCGUCCCUUCUUCUCCUUUCCAGCUGGCCCCGGACACUCCGGCUCCAGCUGAGCCCACGCCGACCCAGUCCACACCUCGCCCGGACCCCUGUGAGGGCCGACCCUGCCUCAACGGGGGCUUCUGCCUGGCCCUCCCCUCUGCUGGCAGGCCACAGGACACCUGGGAGUACAGCUGCACAUGCAGCCAGGGUUUCACAGGACGCAACUGUGAGUUUUUCACAGACCCUUGUACCAGCAGCCCCUGUCUCCAUGGAAACUGCAGCCAGAGUGACAGUGGAGAGGAGGGGGAGCCGACUUACACUUGUGAGUGCAGUGAAGGCUACGAGGGGGAGAGGUGUGAUCAAAUCUUAUUGGACCUCCCAGCUGCAGACUGGGAACCCGCCACCCCAUCUGCUCCUGAACUGGCGACUCCUGUCACCUCCAGCACCGCUGCUGCCACUCAGCCGCCACAGCCAACCACUAUCACCUCCACCACAACACUGGCACCUCCUACUCUGCAGCCAUGGCAACCCAAACCUGGGCAGAGGCUGCUGGUGGUGCCGUGGGAGGCAGAGAGGGUGACAGAGGGUCUGCACUGUAUAAGUCCGGAGCUGUGUGAGCUCACAUCAGGAACUUUGACUUUGUCUCUGGAGGUGCCUGAAGAGACGGCUGUAAAGGUGCUGGUGAAUGCCAGUGGAGCUCCCGUACUUUGGCGUCUGAAUGAGGAGGAUUUCCUCCGUUCGUCUAUUUCGAACGGUUCUACGAUGUGGUUCCUGCAGGCUCCCGAUGGGCUGGUGGUGUCGGAUCACCUGCUGCCUCUGGGGCAGAACUACUUCCUGAGUGUUUUACACGUGGGCGCCCCCACAGCCCCGGAGGUCAUCUUGCGUCUCAACCUGACGGUGAAGGCCAGCAGCUGCGUGGAGCCUGGCAGCAGCUUCAGUGACCCUCAGUGCUCUGGCAAAGGCAAAUGUGUCACCCAGCCUUCUGAGAGCACUUUCUUCUGCGAGUGCGAGGACGGCUACACUGGAAUAUUCUGUGAAGAGUUUGAUGCCUGCCACCGCCGACCUUGUCGCAACAAUGGCACUUGCACCGAUGUCAGACAGGGAGGCGAGAGACGUAACUUCACGUGCAGCUGCCCUCCAGGUUACGAGGGCGAGCGCUGCCAGCUGCUUGUUGACCACUGCCUCUCUCACCCCUGCAAAAACGAGGCCACGUGUAUGAGCAGCCUGGCCGGGCCCAGGUGCUACUGCCACGAAGGCUACCAGGGAGCUACAUGUGAGCAGAAGGUGGACCCGUGUGCCUCCAGCCCCUGUCACAAUAACGGGACCUGCUUUGCUCAGGGCCCCGGGCCCCUGGGGUUUGGCUGUACCUGCACAGCAGGCUUCACCGGCCCCACAUGUGCCCAGCUGGUGGACUUCUGUGCCCUGAACCCCUGCGCCCACGGUGUCUGUCGCAACAUUGGCAACAGCUACAGGUGUCUGUGUGUGCCAGGUUACCAUGGCUUGUACUGUGAAGAAGAGUACAAUGAAUGUCUGUCUGCCCCCUGCCAGAACUACGCCACCUGUAGAGACCUCAUUAAUGCCUACGAGUGUGUCUGCACGUCACAGUUUGAAGGCAGACACUGUGAAAUCUACAAGGAUCCUUGUCUGAAGUUGCAUUGCCAGAAUGGAGGCAAAUGUGAGAGCACAGGACUCAACGCCUCCUGUGCCUGUCCUCCUGGAUACCUGGGGGAGAAGUGUGAAGUGGACAUCAACGAGUGCGAGAGCAACCCCUGUCACCACGGGGGCACCUGCAGCGACCAAUCAAAUGGAUUCACCUGUCACUGUCAUCCUGGGUGGGUGGGGCCCGGCUGUGAGAUCUACCUCCAGUGGAAACCCGCGCACACCGAGGACACACUGACCAACAUGCCUCGCCACUCUCUCUACAUCAUCAUUGGGGCCCUGUGUGUGGCCUUCAUCCUCAUGCUCAUCAUUCUCAUCGUGGGGAUCUGCCGCAUCAGUCGCAUCGAGUACCAGGGCUCGUCGCGUCACGCCUACCAGGAGUUCUACAACUGCCGCAGCAUUGACAGCGAGCUCAGCAAUGCCAUCGCCUCCAUCCGCCACGCCAGAUUUGGAAAGAAGUCCAGACCUGCCAUGUACGAUGCCACUCCCAUCGCGUAUGAAGACUACAGUCCUGAUGACAAGCCCUUGGUCACACUCAUCAAGACGAAGGAUUUGUAAAAACACAACCCUCAUAAGCGGCACAUUAACGCAUGUGCACACACACAAACACACACACACACACACACACAAAGGAAGUUAAAAAUAAAUCUUUAACUAUUUCUUACAAAAAAAACAGCAAAAUGAAAUUGAAUGUAAAGUAGGGAGAGAAAAAAAACAAAACGUACUCAUUAGUUUUAAAAGAAACAAAUCUGGAUUUGAUACAUGUAUUUUCUUGUCAAAGUCCACGAUAAGGCUUUAUUGUAGCAUAAGAGCAUUCUUUACAUUACUUAAUGUUAUUAAUGAUGGGUGACACAACCGUUGAGUAGUAGGCGGGGCCAGAAACGCAGGAGCCUAGUUUUCUAAGUGUAAACAACAACAGUUCUUACAGGUGUUGUAGAAAUAGGUGCACCCUUCAUGGUGCAUAUGCUGUAACUUUUUUCUAUAUCUAAAAACGUCUGCAGUAGGUUGCCUUACUUCAUGCAUGGUUAGAUUUGAUGUUCUCUCUGCAUUAUUUUAAACUCUUUUGAACUUGAUUGUUGGUUGUUUUGUUUUGUUUGGUUUUUUUGUCACUGCAUUGUAUUUCUCUCUGUCAAAAUUGUGCCAAAUAUUUUCUUAGGGUAAUUUGUCGUCGGUUGAUCAAAUACAUGUAUAAAAAUGCUAGUCACAGGAUUAUCCUUUCAAAAUAAUACAUGCUUGUCCUGCUCUUUACAUGCAAGUGUACCAAUAGUAAAGAGAGUGGGGGUUUACUGGAGUACUGUGUCCCCACCAUCGCACUCGAUGUAUUUCAGAGAUAUUUAGGAUAAUAGGUAUAGGUAUAUUUCACAGAGCACAGAAACAUAGUUGGUUUCAUUCAGUUUAACUUUUCAUCCCUGUGUACAAAUUCACCUCUAGUAUUCACAGUGUUAAGUAGUUUCUGGAUGAGAGUUUCAUUGCUGGGGUGGCUGAGGAGGAGGAGGAGGAGGAGGAGGGAUGAGGUCUACUCCAGUAUAUACUCUACGUGCUUCUGUGUCCAGCCAGUGGAAAACUCUGUCUGUGCAGCUGUUUUGUUCCCCCUUCAAGGUCAAGCAAUGUUUUACCAGUGAGCUCAGCUAAUCCUGAUUUUUUUUUUUCCUCUUGUUUAAAAAAAAAAACCAAAAAAAAAACACGGCAAACACACGAUUAUCUAUGUUGAAUGAUGUGAACAAUAAAGAACUCAAGUGAACAUUAUCCACAGAA